Messenger RNA from Aspergillus sclerotioniger CBS 115572, 3288 nucleotides. Its product is annotated as nuclear import receptor PSE1. Bases 1 to 3288 code for a protein of 1095 amino acids. The record is from RefSeq and is a predicted model, not a curated record. Gene Ontology annotation, biological process: protein import into nucleus. Gene Ontology annotation, molecular function: small GTPase binding; nuclear import signal receptor activity. Gene Ontology annotation, cellular component: nucleus; cytoplasm. The transcript is spliced from 6 exons. Lineage: Eukaryota; Fungi; Ascomycota; Eurotiomycetes; Eurotiales; Aspergillaceae.
AUGUCCCUGUUACCUCCCGAGGUCCACUCGGCGCUCUCGCAGCUGCUGCGCGCGCUGUCCACCCCCGACAACACGAUCCGUGCCCAGGCGGAAGAGCAGUUGAAUAAUGACUGGAUCCAGGGUCGUCCCGACGUCCUGUUGAUGGGCCUGGCCGAGCAGAUCCAGGGUGCGGAGGAUGUGCUAACACGUUCCUUUUCCGCCGUCCUCUUCAGAAGAAUCGCAACCAAGACACGAAAAGACCCCGUCUCGAAUGAAGCUAAGGAGCUUUUCUCGACUCUCACCGGAGAACAAAGAUUGAUCAUCCGUCAGAAGCUGGUGACUUGCUUGACGAAUGAGUCAGUCACAGAUACCCGCAAGAAGAUCGGCGAUGCCGUGGCCGAGAUUGCCAGACAGUACACCGAUAAUGGCGACCAAUGGCCCGAACUUCUGGGCGUUCUCUUCCAAGCCAGCCAGUCCCCCGACGCCGGCCUGCGGGAGGCCGCCUUCCGCAUCUUCAACACCACCCCUGGGAUCAUCGAGAAGCCCCAUGAGGAGGCCGUUGUUGGAGUGUUCAGCAAGGGAUUCAAGGAUGAUGUCGUCUCCGUCCGCAUUGCCGCCAUGGAGGCCUUCGCUUCGUUCUUCCGCUCGAUCGCCAAGAAGUCUCAGACCAAGUUCUUCUCGCUCAUGCCCGACCUGCUUAACAUCCUGCCUCCAUUGAAGGAAUCGACCGAGAGCGACGAGCUCUCUUCCGCCUUCUUGUCCCUCAUCGAGUUGGCGGAAAUCUGCCCGAAGAUGUUCAAGAGCAUGUUCAACAACCUGGUCACGUUCAGCAUUAGCGUGAUUGCGGACAAGGAUCUCAGCGACCAGGUCCGCCAAAAUUCUCUGGAGCUGAUGGCCACAUUUGCCGACUAUGCGCCCUCGAUGUGCAAGAAGAACUCCGAGUUCGCCCAGCAGAUGGUGACCCAGUGUCUCAGCUUGAUGACUGAUAUCGGCGUUGACGACGAAGAUGCUUCCGAGUGGAAUGCAUCGGAGGAUCUUGAUCUGGAGGAAAGCGAUCUCAACCACGUGGCAGGUGAACAAUGCAUGGACCGCCUGGCCAACAAGCUUGGCGGCCAGAUCAUCCUCCCCGCGACCUUUGCUUGGAUACCCCGUAUGAUGUCGUCUUCUGCCUGGCGGGAUCGCCAUGCGGCUCUGAUGGCCAUCUCCGCCAUCUCGGAGGGCUGCCGCGAUCUGAUGGUCGGCGAACUGGACCAGGUGUUGCGACUGGUCGUGCCCGCCCUGCAAGACCCCCACCCGCGCGUGCGAUAUGCCGGGUGCAACGCUCUCGGCCAGAUGAGCACCGAUUUCGCCGGUACCAUGCAAGAGAAGUACCACGCGGUGGUCCUGACCAACAUCAUCCCCGUGCUUAACAGCACCGAGCCCCGCGUCCAGGCACACGCGGCCGCGGCCCUGGUCAACUUCUGCGAGGAGGCUGAGAGAAAGGUGCUGGAACCGUACCUGGGUGAUCUCCUGCAGCACCUGCUGCUGCUGCUGCGCAGCCCGAAGCGCUACGUGCAGGAGCAGGCUCUUUCGACGAUUGCUACAAUCGCUGACUCGGCCGAAAACGCCUUUGAGCAGUACUAUGAUACCCUGAUGCCCUUGCUGUUCAACGUCUUGAAGGAGGAACAGUCCAAAGAGUAUCGCCUGCUUCGCGCGAAGGCAAUGGAGUGUGCUACGCUGAUUGCUCUGGCUGUCGGCAAGGAGAAGAUGGGCCAGGACGCGCUGAACCUGGUGCAGCUGCUGGGCAACAUUCAGCAGAACAUUGUCGAUGCGGACGACCCGCAGUCGCAGUACCUGCUCCACUGCUGGGGCCGCAUGUGCCGGGUGCUCGGCCAGGACUUUGUGCCUUAUCUUCCUGGGGUGAUGCCGCCCCUGUUGACGGUUGCGGCCGCCAAGGCCGAUAUCCAGCUGCUGGACGACGAGGACCAGAUCGACCAGGUCGAGCAGGACGAGGGUUGGGAGCUGGUGCCUCUGAAGGGCAAGAUCAUUGGUAUCAAGACCAGCGCGUUGGAGGACAAGAACACUGCCAUCGAGCUGAUCACAAUCUACGCUCAGAUCUUGGAGGCUGCUUUCGAACCGUAUGUGCUGGAGACGAUGGAGAAGAUCGCGGUCCCUGGAUUGGCAUUCUUCUUCCACGACCCUGUGCGGGUGUCGUCUGCUAAGCUAAUUCCCCAGCUCCUGAAUUCUUACAAAAAGGCCCACGGAGACCAGUCGGCUGGAUUCGCUGGCAUCUGGAACAAGGUGGCGGAGAAGAUUAUCGAAGUGCUGAGCGCGGAGCCCACUGUGGACACUCUGGCGGAGAUGUAUCAAUGCUUCUACGAGUCAGUGGAGGUGGUGGGCCAGAACUGUCUGUCCCAACAACACAUGCAGGCGUUUAUCGAGUCGGCCAAGUCGACGCUGGAGGACUACCAGCUCCGGGUGAAGGCGCGUCUCGAGGACCGGGCGGAGGCGGACGACGGCGAGGACGACAACCUCGACUACGAGUACGCGGUUGAGGAUGACCAGAACCUGCUCAGCGACAUGAACAAGGCGUUUCAUACGAUCUUCAAGAACCAGGGCACGACAUUCCUGCCGGCGUGGGAGCAGCUGAUGGCCUUCUACGAUGCCUUCAUCAGCAGCCAGGACCCAACGCAGCGGCAAUGGGCGUUGUGUAUCAUGGACGACGUGCUCGAGUUUUGCGGACCCGAGUCAUGGAACUACAAGGAUCACAUCAUGCAGCCGCUGGCGGCGGGCCUGCAGGAUCCUAACGCGGCGAACCGGCAAGCGGCUGCGUACGGCGUGGGCGUGGCGGCGCAGAAGGGCGGCGCAGCAUGGGGCGACUUUGUGGCGGCCAGCAUCCCCAGCCUCUUCCAGGUGACGCAGAUCAACCAGGCACGCAGCGAGGAGCACGUCUUCGCAACAGAGAACGCAUCGGCCAGUAUCGCCAAGAUCCUGCACUACAACGCCAGCAAGGUGCAGAAUGCGACGGAGAUUGUGGCCAACUGGAUCGGCACUCUGCCGAUCACGUUUGACGAGGAGGCGGCCCCGUACGCCUACUCCUUCCUUGCACAACUAAUCGACCAACAAAACCCGGUGGUGCUGUCCAACGCGGAUAAGGUGUUCGGACACAUCGUGGCGGCGCUGGAGGCCGAGACACUGCAAGGGCAGACAGCCGCGCGGGUGGCCACGUCGGCGAAGCAGCUGGUCGCCGCGACUGGGUUGAAUGCCGAGCAGAUCCUGGCGGGAGUUAACCCGGACAACCAGGCAGCGGUGCGCAGCUACUUCCAAUGA